This is a messenger RNA of Arabis nemorensis, 153 nucleotides long. Lineage: Eukaryota; Viridiplantae; Streptophyta; Magnoliopsida; Brassicales; Brassicaceae. The record is from the annotation of a GenBank genome assembly.
AUGUCGGUGGAGAUCUCAGAUCUGGAUCGGGAUUUGGGUCCUGGUUGGUUGGAAGCGUCGUUUCAGUUGUGGUCUGUGGUUUGGGCGUCUCCGAACGCAACCGGUGAAGACCCUGGCGUGUUAGUUCCAGAUCUGUCGGAGGAGUUCCCUUAA